Messenger RNA from Oenanthe melanoleuca, 2062 nucleotides. It is a transcript of the gene NUDT15, whose product is annotated as nudix hydrolase 15. Gene Ontology annotation, biological process: dGTP catabolic process. Gene Ontology annotation, molecular function: 8-oxo-7,8-dihydrodeoxyguanosine triphosphate pyrophosphatase activity. Gene Ontology annotation, cellular component: cytosol. Bases 383 to 874 code for a protein of 163 amino acids. The transcript has 3 exons. Lineage: Eukaryota; Metazoa; Chordata; Aves; Passeriformes; Muscicapidae. The record is from RefSeq and is a predicted model, not a curated record.
GACCAGAAACGGAAGGCUAACCGAAGAAGGGCCACUUUGUAAAUUCUGAAACAAAUCUGCGGUCAGGGACCGACUGGCUCCUUGACGUUCAAAAACCGAGCCGUAUCUUGUUUUCAGCUGCCCUCAUUGGCACAACGCCUUUUAUAGUCCCGGUGAGCUCAGCAGUGGCUGCGCACUCAGAGGCGAGGGACCCGAGGCGAAGAGCAGGACAGGGCACCUCUCGGUCUGCAGCCUGCCCUGGCACUCGCCACCUUCCUCCCCCGCGACGUCAGCACCAGGCGCAUCCCGCGCGCUCCGCUCGCCCCGGCCAAAACGCGGAUCCCAAGCCCUGAUUGGCGGAUCCGCGGCCGGGACGCAGCCUCGCCGAGCGCCCGGCGCGGCCAUGGGCGAGCAGGCGGCUCAGCCGCGGCGGCCCGGGGUCGGCGUGGGGGUGGUGGUGACCAGCGCCGCGCACCCCAACUGCGUCCUGCUGGGCAAGCGGAAAGGCGCGCUGGGCAACGGCACCUACCAGCUCCCCGGAGGCCACCUGGAGUUCGGGGAGAGCCUGGCGGAGUGCGCGGCGCGGGAGACGCUGGAGGAGGCGGCGCUGCGGCUGCGCCACGUGCGGUUCGCGUCGGCCGUGAACGCGGUGUGCGCGUCCCAGCGCUACCACUAUGUCACCGUGCUCAUGAAGGGCGAGGCCGAGCCGGGCGCCGAGCCGCGCAACCAGGAGCCCGACAAGAACGAGGGCUGGGAAUGGGUCAAAUGGGAUGAAUUUCCUCCAGCAGAUCAACUGUUCUGGGCCUUACGCUGUUUAAGAGAGCAAGGUUACAAUCCCUUUUCAGAAGAGCUGGAUCAUCUAAAGGGGUACACGGGAAGUCACCAGUUGGAGUAAAAAGUAAUUGUAUGUUAUGUAAACAUAAAAGACAUAAAUCUAAAGGACAGACACACUUUUUUUGGCGUAGAAGAAAAAAAUAUAUAAAGUGCUCACCCUGCCCGUGUGAAAAUACUGUUUUUCUCAAAGAAGCACAUGCCAACCGUAACAGUGCUUUUCCCAUAUUUCACACAACACUUGUCUCUCAUUCCAGACCCAUUUCUUGGUCUAGUAGUCAACAAUUAACAACUGCUUUUGCAAAAAACUCAGUGUUUUUUAUCUAGUUAAUUUUUAUAUGGAUGAACAGCCAUUCGGAAGUUGGCACUAGCCAGGGAAGCUUAUUGACUUAAAAGCAAUUGCAACAAAACUUACUUGUUUAAACCCACUUUCCAGUAAUUAUUGGACCAAUUUUAAAACUUAGCCUUGUCUCUUAGCUUCAGUUAUGAAGCUACUGUCAUGAACAAAAGCUACCUUUAAUAGAAAGUGCCUUUUUUUCCUGCAAACAGCAGUAUACACUUGAAAAUCAAAAGAGUAUUAGAAAUGUGAAAAGAUUGUAAUGAUUUAUUGCAGGGAAUGAAAAUUCUCUGACCCUUCUGGCCAGUUGCUUUCAUAACAAAGUUCUGUUUAGAGCCUCAGUUACACUGAAUUUAUUGCAGAAGUGUGUCAGAUCUCUGCAUUUGAUCUCAAUUUGGUAUUGAACUCUUGGAAUGGAGAAGUGCCUACUCUACUGAAACAAAUCUCAUUUAUAGGUGUAGCUCCAUGGCAAAAAUCAUACUUUGUGGCUAAUAAGAGUUGUCAGUAUUAAACAGCACAGAUGGAUGUAAUUCUGUAUGGCUGGCUAUUAAGAUUUGGUAAAAUUGUGCAUUUUCAGUUUGACUGAUUAAAUAACUGCAUUGUUAGUGAAUGAAAUAACAGCACCCAACAGUACAUACAAAACCAAGGAGUUCAUAUUUUUAAUUUUUCUAGAGUCUGUAAUCAAUUUUGAUUCUUUUCCAGCUGUAGUCACUAAGAUAUCAGCAAUUGAUUUUAGGAUAUAAGUUUUAAAGAAAUCACUACUUGGCUCAUUUUUUUUUUCUCAAGGUUCUUUUAUGGCAUAUAUCUUGUCUAUUUCCUUUAUAUAUACUCAUUGUACAAAACUGUUGUAAGAUAUCUUUAAUUUCUUUUGAAUAAAACCCAGGCACAAUACUGAGAAAUUUAAAUUGCCUGAAA